Molecule: messenger RNA, 4936 nt
Organism: Gordionus sp. m RMFG-2023
Lineage: Eukaryota; Metazoa; Nematomorpha; Gordioida; Chordodea; Parachordodidae
Exons: 24
Coding region: 44-4528 (1494 amino acids)
Source: RefSeq, a predicted model, not a curated record
UCCUUGAGUUGGACUAUAAUCAUAAAAUCUAAGGAUUCAAAUUAUGACUAUAUAUAAACUGUUGGCAUUUAUAGCUUUAAUAUUUACAUUAAACGCUAGGCUAACCAUACAAAAUAGACAAUGUGCAAAUCUUAAUUGCACAAUUCCUAUAGCUAUAGCUUUGACCAUCAACCCACACACUACUAGUGAUCGCAAAUAUUUACAAUAUACUGAAAACGAAUUUAUAAUAGUUUUUAGCACUGGCUACGAAAAAACAAAAAAUAUUUGGGAAGGAAAGAUAUCUACUAAUAGACAAGGACUUUUUGAUGUAAAUAAUACCAAAGUUAUAACACGAUUAUAUCAAGGAGAUCUAGAAAAAGUAGAUGCCUCAAAUCUUGAUUUACUCAGAGAGUUAGAUAUUUUUAAUUUAACACAAAAUCUUAGUUCAUCAUUAUAUGGACUUACAAAUAAUCAUAAUCUUUUAAAUGACAUAGUUGAUAAUAAAAUAAAGGAGGAAAAUGAUUUUAUUAAACAGAGAUUUCAAGGACAAGAGAGCAGGAGAUCACCACCUAUAAAUAGUACUGAAUCUGAAAUCCAAGAUUUGAAUGAUCUAUUGGAACAGAAACUAUCUGGCAAAAGUAUUGAGAAUGACAAAAUCAUUAACAAUGCUAUAAAUGAUAAUAUCGAUAAUAUUCGGCAAGAGGUCUCCUUCGAUGAUACCAUUCCACCUCAUUAUAAAGAGGAUUUUAAUGAUGAAGAAACGUCUGCUAUGGAUUUAUCGCCUUCAAAUAAUUCAGGGGUUCCCACCAUAGAUGAUAAUGUCUCAAAAUUACACUCCACGGAAAUUUCGAAUAGCGUCCUCAAUUUUGACCAGCUGAAGUCGCCAGAUGGAGUCCCAGAUACCUCAGGGAACAUAAAUAAAUUAAAUGGGAUACGGGCCCGUAAUAAAUCUACUGAUUACGAGAAUGAGGAAGAAUUGAAUGAAAGGGACAUCGAGGAUCCUGUAACAACAGCCGUUUCCGAUUCUGAAAUAGAAAAUUCCUUAGAUAAUAAUUUUGUAAAAUCACAUCUAGAGAAUUUGAAAAUCGGGCGCCAUUUAAAAGAAUACGAGACACCGGAAUUUGCCCCGCGCAGUCCAGUUAGUAUCGAUAAAUUAAAACAUGGAGAUGAGGAAGUAUCGAAAGAAAGGAACUUCGUGAAUCCACUAGCAGUACCUCCUUCUGAUAAUUCUCAAACUCUUGAUCAUUUAAACGUUGAUCCCGCUCACGAUGACACAAAUAAGGAAACCAAUUUUGAUGCCUCUUCCGAUGAGGGAUCAGAAUCUUCGGAGGAAGUUGAGGAUAAAGAAGAAUCGGAAAAAAAGUUCGAAAAUCCAUCAAUAGUACUUCUUUCUAAUAAUUCUAGAACAAUGGAUUCUUUAAAAAAUAGUAUCGAACCCUCGCUCGUUGAUUCAAAUAACGAAGCUAGUUUUAACGUUUCCACUUUCGAUUCAAAGGGAUCAGCGCCAUCGGAGAAACUUCUAGAUAUCCUAAUUACAGAUGAAUUAAAGGACGACGGGAAUAUAUCAAAAGAAGAAAAUAUAGUAACACCUUCGAUUGAUGCUGAAAUGCUUCCGUCGGCAAAUAAUAUCACAACGUCUGAUAGCGAGAACACUUCCAAGGUAGAUCUCCAUUUAUUAAACAAAUCCGAGACACCAAAGGAAGUCGCUAAUAUGUCAAUGAAGGCCAACGAAAAUAGAUUACCGGAUGAUUCUGAAAAUCUGAAAACAAAACUUUCAAAUGAUUAUAUAAAUCACCCCUCGGAAAAUGAUUCCUUGACAUCUGACAACAAGAGCAUCUUAAAUGACUCGCUCAGUUUAUUUAACGAAUCUAAUCCUCCAAAGGAAGUCUCGGGUAUACCAAUGAAUGCCAAUGAAAUUGGAUUACCGGAAUACUCUGGAAAUAAAAGAAUACCACUUUCGAAUGAUUCUACCUCGCCAAAAAAUGUCGCAACUUCUGGCAACGUAAAAACUUCAAGUAACACGUCCCAUUUUAUAAAUAAAUCCGAGCUACCAAAUGAAGUUUCGGGGUUGCCCGUAAAUGCCAAUGAAAAUAUAUUACCGGAUAACUCUGAGAUUCUGACAACACUUUCGAAUGACUCUGAAAAGUAUCCCUCAAAUAAAAGUGGUCUGUCUAAUUAUGAUUAUACUAGCAACGGCAAUGAAAGUUUGACGAUAACAUCAAGUUUCAACGAAUCUAAGCCAUCAGAAGAAUUCCUGAAUAUCUCAAUGAAUGCCAAUGAAUUGUAUCAUAAAUCGACCGAUUUUGAUUCUAAGGUUGAGGGCGGCAUUCCCGAUGAUUCAAAAAUUCCCAACGGAAUUUCGAAAUAUAAAUCCGAUCUAGAGGAUAUAGACGAUUACAUUUACGACCCGAAAAAAGGUUAUAGACUUGAAUCUAAUCGCCCUGAAAAUGACCUCGGAAAUGACGUAUCUACUAAAAAUGACGACUCUUCCAUCAACGGCCCUUUGAAAGAUCACUUACACGAGGACGAUGAUUUAUUUCCGUAUAUGACUGAAAUCCAACCUGACAAAGAGGUGAAGAUUGUGCCAAGUUUUCUUAGCAAUGAUCAUAUAACUGUCGAUAAAUUUAACGUAUGUCAGCCUACCAAAGCCAUAAAUGGCGAUCUCAUCAGGGAUCCCCUGUGCAUCAAAUACAUGAGCGAAAGCAUAAUGUUGAACCGGAAUUCGGGUGGCGAAGUAAAGCGGGAAACGUAUAUUUCUAACCUAUCUUUUAAAAACGUCAUAGACUUCGUUGUGAAAACGUUCGCGAACAUUUAUCCCGAGGUUAAAACGGCUGACUUUCAAGAAUCCUUCCAGUUUCAUUUGCUCUUCAAGAAGUUCAGGAAUUUGAUGGCAAUUAUAUUGACCCUUAGCGGUUUGAUUUCUCUCUACCUGGGAUUCAGGAAGAUUAACCAAGAUAUGGGCGAUCAAUAUAUUAAAGAUAUGAUUAACCUAGAUGAAAGCAAUAAGCGUUGCCAAGAUCUCGACUUUCUCAACAUACAUUACGAAAAAAAAAUCACCUCUGUGAAAUCCCAAUUCGAUCAAAUAACGCGAUGUUUAGAAACCAAAAAUACCGAAAUCGAGAUUUUAAGAGGCGAAAAGGAGGACCUAAAGCUGAAAGCUAUCCACGAUUCAGAAAAAGUCGAAGCGAUGGAGAAAGUGUUGCAAAAAUUAAAGGAAUCUGCCAAUGUUAAUCAAGAAAUCAAGGGUUCAAUAUCGCAAAUGGAUCAGGCAACCCUGAUUAAGCACAUGAAGGAAGCUAAAGAUCUGAAUCAGGAAUUACAAGAUUUGAAAGCGAAAGUCAUUGUACUCGAUCAAGAAAAAUGGGAAUUAAAAAAUCAAAUAACUGCUAAUGAAUGGGAGACGAAUACCGACUCUAAACGCGUAAAGGAUCUGGAGACCUCCAACAAAGAAAUGGAGGAAAAGCUGUCUUUCAUAUCAAAAUAUUUCGAAGACAAGGAAUGCAAAUUGCAAAAGAGUAUUACGCAAUUAACUAUCGAGCGAGACAAAUUGGUCCAAAAUUUUAAGGAAUCGGAGAAGAAAUAUGACCAAGUCAAUAAAAAGGCCGACGUCUACUUGGAAAAUUUGGAUUAUUCGAAGAAGGAGCACAAUGACCAGCUCAGGGAAUUGAAACAAAAAAAUAUCGAGUUAGAAGAUGCUGCGAAUAAACACAAAAUGACGGCUCAUUCAUUCGAGAGAAGAGCCAACAACUUGCAGAUCGAAAACCGUAGCCUUAGGCAAAUGUUGAACGAGCUCGAAAGGAAUCUGGAAAAAUCAGACUUCAACCCCACGCUUCUCUCCACUAUAUCCGACCUCAAAAACAAUCAUCGAUUCAAGGAUUCGGAUAAAUUUGAAGAUAUAAAUCAUCUCAGUGAUGCCGACAGUUACAGAUCCAAUAAUCAGAAACCCCAUCUGAAAAAGAAUAAAAAGGCUACUACCACUAAUUUUAACAAGCAACAACAAGUGGCUCCGAUGUUUCCUUUCCUUCCUCCCCCGCCUUUCCUACCGCCUCCAGACCUAUUCCUUAAAGCGCAAUUUGAAAAUAUGAAUUCAAACUCAUUUAUGCCUGGCACUUUGUCUACCACGGCUAUCCAUGAAUCGGAUCAUAACAACGCAGAUCACAAUGGCAAUGUGACCAAAAAGAAACGUAGUACCACCAAAAAAUCCCUAAUUUCUGAAAAUCCCACUACCAUAUCUUCCAGCACAUCGUCCUUACAGAGUGGUCAAAACCCCAACAACAUGGCCCAUCCUCCUAUGUUCCCAUUUCCAUUUCCUCUUCCUUCAUUUUGUAAGCCACCUCCCCAGAUACAGGUAGACGAUGCCAAUGUAAACGGAGGAGGUAAUGUCCGACGUCGUCGUAAAAAGAAGGAUGAUAAAAAUUCUACGGUAUUUGAAGAUUUUUCCAAAAUAACCGCUCAGAGUUCUCCUAUAAAUAAUUUGUCACCGACAUCCUCUAUCAAUAAUAUUCCAAAACAAUCCAAAGAUCCGAACAAUAAAGACAGAUUAAUCUAAAAGGGCACUCAAAUUUUUUUUUACAAGUCAUAAAUGAUUAUAUAAUCGAUAUAUACUUAAAGUAAAAUAAAAUAAUAAUAAUAUCUAAUCAUAAAUUUAUAAUAAUCCUUUAUUAUAUUAUUUCUACUCAUGAUGCUUUUAUUUCCCACUGAAUUACACUUUUUUUUAAAAAAAGAUAUUUUUUUUGUUAUUGUGACAUUAAUGUGCAUAUCUGAGUAUAUUUAUUAUAUUAGAAUUCGUAUUCAAGGUUCGAUUAUAAACGAAUAUUAUUAUUUUUUGUGUGUUUUUUAAAAUACAAAUUUUUUCUGAAUUUUUCUUUUUUUUUUAAAAAAAAUAUAUCUAAAUCUAUUUUAUUUUUUUUAAAAAAUAUUUAUUCAUUUUAAAAUCAAUAGGAUCCAGCCCGGGAAA